Molecule: messenger RNA, 2307 nt
Organism: Hippocampus comes (tiger tail seahorse)
Lineage: Eukaryota; Metazoa; Chordata; Actinopteri; Syngnathiformes; Syngnathidae
Gene: nat14
Product: N-acetyltransferase 14 (GCN5-related, putative)
Exons: 4
Coding region: 319-1152 (277 amino acids)
Molecular function (GO): N-acetyltransferase activity
Source: RefSeq, a predicted model, not a curated record
UGGAAACGCUACACCCAAAUUAAGACGGGGGGAAGUGUGGAUCCAGAAUAGCGCGUCUACGAAUAAUCUAUUGCGGUCAUCCAAUCAAAUGUAGCAACACUCCGCGGAUUCACCACAUAAAAUACAUGCCCCCGUUUUUUUUUCACCGUUUUUGGGGUCGUACGUGAAAAAGGUAAGUUGGGAUGGGGACAAUACGGGUUUUGUCUGAAUAACAAUCACAAAAUCACACCGACUGCCGACUUCGCCUUAAAUGAAUCUGUGCAUAUUCAUCUCGCGGAUGUUGUGUCAAAGUGACUGGAACACGAAAUCCAAGUAAUCAUGGUCAGGUUGGACCUGGAUCAAGUCGUGCUGAGGAGAAUGAAAGAGGACGACGUUGAGAUGGUCAAAGCUCUCAUUAAGGAAGGCUGCGAGGGCAUGGAAAACCGCCUCAUCCUGCACAUCCUCACUCGUCCGCUCUGCCUUUUCAUCCUGGCAGUCUUUUCAUCCGCCCUGCGCUGCCUCAUUCACUCCUUCAUCCUGGCCCUCGCCAUUCCCGUCUUUCUGCUCAUCAUCUACCUAAAAAUCACCAUACCGCGCUCCACGGGGGUUCUGGGCUGCAGCCGCCCCUCCUGGGACUACGCGGGCAGCAGUUUCAGGGGCACGCAUGAUGACAUCCUCCAGAAUCCUUACUCUCGGAUCAGUGGCAAGAAAGCCGUGACAAAGAAGCCAAGUUGUAGAAUCGGAGCCAACGAAAAAGACACAGAAGCAUCAUCGGAGCCGAUCACGCCGGAGAGGGAGCAGGCGGCAGGGCUGGUGUGGGUGGCGGAGAGCGAGGGCGAAAUCUUGGGCUGCCUCUUCCGAGAGAGCGAGAAGCGAGCCGGCGUCAGGAGGUUCUGUCGACUGGUGACGGGCAACUGGUACCGCAGGGAGGGCCUGGCGCGCCUCUUCGUCCACAGCCUGGAGCGCAAGGAGAGAGAAACGGGCGCGUUCCGGGUCUACGCGCAUGUCCCCUACCCGUCCAAAGUGGGCGAGGUCUUCUUCAGGAAAAUGGGUUACCGGCAGCCCGGGGAGGCGGCUGAAGGCGAGGACGCCGAUGAGGACGCGCAGCCGGAGACUCCGGAGAGAGGCUUUCUGGGAUAUCCGCUCACCAAGGUGUUUUACAAAGACUUGUGAUGCGCGCGGCCUCCAGACACGAGUGACUUCAAGGGACGCAAAACUGAACGUUUCAUUUUACAAAGCAGUGAUGCCACCGCUGCUCCAUGUUUGGAUACUGAAGUCUGCUAAGUAUUACGCGGACACAUAUUUAUUACCUCCCACAAGGAUGUUGUGCUGGUUCUUUUUUUUUUUUUUUUUUGCAUGAUGGGUAUCUGUUCGACCAAGAUGCUUCCUAAUGCCAUAAAACAUUUUAGAAAGUCAAAUCUCUACUGGCAAUCCAGAUCUUGCGCAUUUAGCCAAAUUAUAUUUAACAUUGAAAAUACUAUUCAACAUGGGGGAGGGUCCAUUCCACCAAAUUGGUGUCUUUUUUCCAACGUUAAACCUGAUAAUGCACUCUCCUUGAAAUUUUUAUUGGCCCAUCUUCAUUUUUUUGAUGUUUUAUUGCACUGAACAUAAUAAGAAUUUUAGCGACAUGGCAUUGACUGUACUAAUAGCAUGUCGGCACGAAGCAUAUUACAGUGUAAACAUAUUUAUACAGUGUUGCGCAGGACUUUCUUAAGGAGUUGGGGGGUAGAAAGAGUUCAUUUGAAAGUUUGUUCAAAUAUUUGAUUUCAUCGAUACGCAAAUGGCAAAUCACUUCCGUUCCGUCAAACCUAAAAAUGUCCCAUGACAUGAGCCAACGACUUUUAAUGGAUUUACAUGUUGAUCUGAAUCUGUCAAAGUGUGUUUGCUCAAUAUGGGUGUGUGGUUCUUUGCGUGUUUCCGCACAGUAAUGUGAAACUGUACUGUAGAUGCGAGGCAAAAAUGCACAUUCACUGUAAUAGGAAGUCUUUGUGGUUUAAGUGAGUGUGCGGAACGGGGUUGCCUUCACGUGCAAGCGCCGCUUCUUAACCACUUAGCACCUGCAUAACACCACCUUUGAGUUGCCUAAGUGUUUUUUGUUUUUUUUUGUUUUUGUACUUUUCUUCUGUAUGCUUUACACUUUGAGGAAUGGUGGGCAAAACUGAAAAUGUACUCUACCGUACAGCCACUUGCACAAUCCGGUGAGACACGAUCGAGUUGUGUGAAAACACUCAAGCUACAACGAUAGCACAGAUUUGAGACACUAUAAGGAAAGUCUUCAGCAACGUGUGAACAAAAUAACAUUACGGAUAGAAAUCAUUUUAAAAAGGA